Molecule: messenger RNA, 12651 nt
Organism: Armigeres subalbatus
Lineage: Eukaryota; Metazoa; Arthropoda; Insecta; Diptera; Culicidae
Product: endophilin-A-like
Exons: 11
Coding region: 402-2111 (569 amino acids)
Biological process (GO): synaptic vesicle uncoating
Cellular component (GO): presynapse; glutamatergic synapse; cytoplasm
Molecular function (GO): protein binding
Source: RefSeq, a predicted model, not a curated record
CAGCAGCAGCAACAGUAGUCGUAGUGUUUGAUUGGGAAAAAUAAGUGCAUCGUUGGAAAUAGAGAAUCGAUUCCUUUAUGAUUGAUUGUGCUCUGAAUGAUAUUGGCAGAAAACAAAAUUGAGUCCAAGUCAAGUUUGCCUGGGGAUUGUGUUUAGUGUAGUGAAAGUGAUUUGAAAACGGAGAAGAAAAUUGAUGUGCCAGUGAAAAGUUCAUUGAUUGCAACAAAACUAGUGACGCGUCAUCGGGCAGCAUCUUAGAAUCACGGUUAGGGUAGGUAGGCAGUGCCAGCAGGAGAAGCAAACAACGUUCAGCAGUAAAUCGCUCGCAACCGCUUGAGCGAACUAGUCAAUUUUUCACACGGAGACCGGUUCAAUAAAACAGCCUCAAAAUUAGUAACAUCAUGGCUUUCGCUGGUCUGAAGAAGCAGAUCAACAAAGCGAAUCAGUAUGUUACAGAAAAAAUGGGCGGUGCGGAAGGCACCAAACUGGACCUGGACUUCAUGGAAAUGGAAAGAAAAACAGACGUCACGGUAGAGCUGGUCGAAGAGUUGCAAACGAAAACGAAAGAAUACUUGCAACCGAAUCCGACGGCCAGAGCGAAGAUGGCAGCGGUCAAAGGUAUUUCUAAAUUAUCAGGUCAAGCUAAAAGUAAUACUUAUCCACAACCAGAAGGUAUAUUGGCCGACUGUAUGCUGACAUACGGUAAAAAGCUCGGUGAAGACAGUAUUUUCGCCGGCGCCCUCGUUGAGAUGGGCGAUUCGCUCAAGCAGAUGGCCGAUGUGAAGUACUCGCUCGAUGAUAACAUCAAGCAGAACUUCCUCGAGCCCCUGCACCAGCUGCAGACGAAGGACCUGAAGGAAGUUAUGCAUCACCGCAAAAAACUCCAAGGACGACGUCUUGAUUUCGACUGCAAAAAGCGACGACAAGCCAAAGAUGAUGAAAUCCGAAGCGCCGAGGAGAAGUUUGCCGAAUCCCUGCAGCUGGCGCAGGUUGGAAUGUACAAUCUGCUGGAGAAUGAUGUAGAGCAGGUUUCACAACUAGUCACAUUUGCCGAAGGAUUGUUGGAAUUCCAUUCACAGUGCUCCGACAUCCUGCGGGUACUCGUCGAAACACUGAACGAGAAACGAGAGGAAGCCGCCAGCCGUCCGAAGUCAGAGUUCGUCCCCAAGACGCUAGCGGAUUUGAACAUCGAAACACUCGGUUCCCAGGAUGGAAUGAAUGGUGGGCCACAUUUCCUUAAUCCCAAUACAGUAAAAAAUUCCCAUCACCACAUGUACAGUUCUCAGCAAAAUUUAUCCACCCACCAACACGGCAACAGCAACUAUUAUGGCAACAACAACAACAACAAUAAUAGUAGUAACUUUAACCGGAACAAGCUGUACGGGUCACAGCAAAGCCUAUCGUCGCUGUCGACGAGAAGCGGUGGGGCCGGUAGUACCGGUGGAGGGGGCGGCGGUGGUGCGGCAGUCCACAGUCGUGAAUCGUUUCGAAAACCUCCCCCGUAUGGGUUGGUUGUGACCAAGCAAGACUCCUCCGGGUCGAACGUUGACAACUGGCUGAAUGCGUGGGAUCAGCCGUCCAGUGCCGUUCCGACCCCAGCUGCCGCCGGUUCCUCCGCGCGUGGCUAUUCCAAUAAUAAUGGCAAAUUUUCAAAUUUUAAUAGCAGUAACAACAACAACAACCACAGUGUGUAUAAUACUAGCUCCACUACCACUAUCAAGUCCGGGUCAAAAUUCGCUAACAACAACAACAACUUUAACGAUCCCUGGUCAGGCGGUUCAUCAUCACGUCUCAAUUCACCGGUCAAUAAACCGACACAUCUGGAACUUUUGGGUAACGGUCAGGCGCAGGCGCGUUCCACCAAUGCUUCCCCAUUGCCAUCGCCCAUGCGGUCACCAGCGAGGACGCCGAUGCCCGCCAAGCCGACACAACCCUGCUGUACGGCGCUAUACGAUUUCGAGCCGGAGAACCCGGGAGAGCUGGGUUUCAAGGAAAACGACGUCAUCACGCUCAUCCAGCGUGUGGACGAGAACUGGUUCGAAGGCAGCGUCAACGGCCGGACCGGCUAUUUCCCGCAGUCGUACGUGCAGGUCACCGUUCCAUUGCCCUAAGCUGCCGGUCGUGUCCGAGCGCAUGGCUACAGCCUACGGCAUCUUCAUCAGCUAGGUUUUUAUUUUAUAAUUUUCGAAUUUCUUAUUUUUUAAAGUUUGAAAUCGUAACUCGCAACUCUGCCGCCUCCCGCAGACUCAUUAUCCUAUCGAUAGCUAUAACAGAGCUCUAAGCCAAUAACCCUUAUAUUUGUUUCUAUUGGUUUCGGAAAUGCUUCGGAAGCCCGUCAAACGCAUGGAACACGCAAUCUGUAGGGGUAGGGGCCGACGCACGAGUUGUAGUCGCAGGAAGUUGCAUAAUACUAUGUGACAAAAAAAUAGAUUUUACUAGAUUACGAAAAAAACAAGAUAUUGAAACUAUGAAGUAUUUACAAGGAGAUUCAUUGCAGUUCAAUCGAAAUUUGUCUGUUUCUGUUUUACACGUGAGGCAGACAUCACGGAAACCAGUCUAAGUCUAUAUUCAUGUAACAAUGAAAGGUACGUGUAAGGUGUUAACUAUUAUCCAUAAUGAGAUGUGGAACAGAGGGAAGUGGACCGAUGGCGGAAAACUUCCAACAUAUGUGUAUAGUUAGGUACCAUGGAUGGGUGAGAUUGAUUGUUGAGUUUUGAGUAUGAUCCUUGGCGCGUAGAGUCGCACGAUUGCGAAUUUAGACAUUUAACCUUUGCGCCCCCCUGACGUGUGUUGAAUUGAUGUUUGGUAUGUCUUUUGCUCUUUUCUUGUUUUUUAAAUAUUUUAUGUUUAAACCAUUUUCAGGCAUUAUCUUUUUGUAUUCUACAAGUGAUCUAAGCAUAGAUAGUUUCUUGAAAUUUCCACAUAUGUUUUCGAUUCAGUGUAUUUGGAUUUUUAUUUACAAUUUGUUUUUAUUAUUAUUAUUCAGCCUGUUGCUUGUUUCCUCGCCCUUACUCCUGAUUAAUUAGCUAUGUGUUAAAAAUGUAAAAAAAACACAAUAAGAGGUAAAAUGGGAUACCAAAGAUAUUAACAUACGAAAUAAGUCAGCGACGUAAAGGUUAACACACUUCACACACAGACGGAUACCAGUAGUCUACUGACUCAUAUAGUCUAGCAUCUAGCAAAUGUCACACACAUACACGCUUUUAAUGCCUACACAAAGAAGAUAGCCGAAUUUCAGUAGUGAUCAUCAUGAUUUUCUUUUCCGUGACGACGAACGCCUGCUAGUUCUUAGGUUUAGGGCAAGACAGAAAGAGACAUUAUUGAAUUUUAAGCAUUACCAACAGAUUUUAUUCAUAUUGAGAAAAAUCUUUAAAUAAAUAAUCCUAAAACGCGCCGCUUGACCAGCCGCAACCGUUCGUCUUCAGUUGUUAGGUUUUAGCACUAACUUAGUUUAUAAAAGAGUGAUUCUGCGCCAGAGUGUGGGUACGUGCGAGUAUGCAAAUUAGUCAAAUGAAGCGGUUAUUUGCUCUCAUGUUAUAUAUAUUUGAGUUCAGUCAGACGUGUGCGUUCGAGCGGAUGUAUGUAAAGGGCUUAACAUUUGAGAGCAAGAAGAUGGUUUCGUGAGAAUUUCGCCCCCCGUGUGCAAACUGAGAGUUUAACAGAAAAGACUUUCCACGGCUAACGCCUAAACAAGACGUGACCUUUUGCAUGUUUGGCACUGAUGUUCUCGGUUAAUCUAGUGUCACGUAGAAUGUUACGUUAUUUGGUUCUAAUUGUCCUCAUGUUUUGUUCUUUCAUUCGAUUCCAUCUAUUCAAAAACAGGAGCUAUAAUCUAAAUGAGUAUUAACUGUGUAUAUAUUUUUAAUGGGUUUCGUUGAAUAAACUCUUCAAAUGCUAGUCGGCGAUAUGCGACUAAAGUUAGUUUUGGGUUCGUUGUUUCUCAAUUACUUUUUUUUUAGAAAGAAAUCCUUUGUUCCCUUAUUUCCUGUUAGUUUUGUUGUUUUUUAUUUCUGUGUUUUCUUUUAUUAUGAAGGAAGAAAUUAUUUGAAUAAACAUAAGAAAUAUGUAGAUAGGAUAUUGAAAGCUUUUCAACUCAAAAAGUCUAACAUGGUGAUUGUUUAUUUUGUUUCGUUAUUAUCAGAUAUAAUUUACAUAAUUAUUAAAUAAAAUUUUAUUAGUUGAUAAUUCAAAGUUUUAAAAUCAGUAUAGAUUGGUGAGUCAGUUUGUUAUUCUUUACGUUAUGUUGUUUGACCUGAGUUUAUCAUAAUUUGGGCAAGAAUUGGUAGGUUUUGUUCUUUUAUAGACUAAUAGAAUACUAAGUUGAAAAACAGGCCAAGUUCCAGUUCGAAUGUAGAGCCUUAGAGAAAGAGAAAGAAGAAAGUUUGGUUGUGAGCGUGGUCUUUUCAACAAGUAGGUACAUUUUUUGAAACUUAUUUACGUGGGGCUCCUAUCAUUUUUUCCAAAAAAAGCGGAAGAGUACGGAGGGAUUUUUUGUCCAUACUUAUAUACUAUGUGCACUUUCUAGGGCAUUAAAACGGAGUUUCGCCAAUAGAUCAGGAUAGCCGAUGUUGUUUUGCAGCAGGUCAAAUACGAAAAGCCUCUGAUGAAGCAUUCUCCUAACCCUCAAAAUAGGCAUAAGAGUUUGCAGCGGGGCUCAUAUGGCGGCAGUACACGAUGAUUUUUAAAGGGAAGCAUUUGAAGCGCAAAUCUGAUGAACGCUUUCUGGACGAGCUCGAAACCCCCUUUUUGCGUGGGGAGAAAUAAAUGUCUGGAAGAGCUUUCGUGAUGCCGUCAGCAUCAAAGAGUGAUCCGGUUUGCAUGCUUUAGGGGAUGCACUGCUUUUCAAUCACUCCCUUGUGGAGAAAAUCUUAACUUCAGCUUUUAAUAAGGCUUUUGCGUAACCCGUAUCACUCUUCACAUGUCUUUGGCGUCUUCCAGUAGCGCUUUCAUUCUUCAAUGGGUGAUCGGACUGCCUAAGUCAGUCUAGUCCUCUCGGGUGGAGCAAAGCGUCCGGUUCAAUGGCACCCCGACAUCCAGAAACCGGUAAUUAUUGCGUCACGAUCUACUCGGUAUUCUCCGGAGAUGGAAUGUUCUCCAAAACCGACCUCCCCAAGCUAUUCAACUUCCAGCUUCAUCGUGGUCUACUCAGAUAGUCCUCCGCGGUGGAUCUAUCCUAAUCAUAUCGACUGUUCCCAGAUAGUGGAAGCUUCCCAGUAACUGACCGUAUUUCAAUGCUCUUUCUAGGGCUGCUACAUUGCUCUUUUUUCAUUUGAUCGUGAGAAUUUUUAGAUUUUUAGUUCUUCACUCAUCGAGGAUACCAAGGCCAGGGGCACUUCACAAAAAUGGAUUUUUUUUAUUGACGCCUUGUGCGUUUUGCGGGCUUCGUGGCCAUGCGUUAGGAACGUCUGUCGUUUAAACACACGCCCCGGUUACAGAUGAAAUUUUUUGUAUUCGAAAAAUUCUCCACUCCACUGAGUGUAAUGUGUCCGAUGUCUCUCAUGCUAGGUGUUAAGUGUUUGCUUUUCUGAGAAAAGAUUAUUAUUUAUUUAUUCAGACUAAGGCCGAAGUGGCCUGUCGAAGUGGCUCGGUCCAUGACUACACGUCGCCAACCACGCAGCCUACGGAGGGUCCGUUAGUCAUCUUCCACCUAAUCGAUCCACCUUGCCCGCUGCGCACCUCGCCUUCUUGUGCCCGUUGGAUCGUUGUCGAGAACCAUUUUCACCGGGUUACUGUCCGACAUUCUGGCUACGUGCCCGGCCCACCGCAGUCGUCCGAUUUUCGCGGUGUGAACGAUGGAUGGUUCUGACAAAAGAUACUGAUGAAAUGAUGGGAUAUUGAUCUCAGUUAUCUAUCCACUCUUCAAACAAAGUGCAAUGUUCGUCAUGGAGAAAUAUUUUUUUACCGCUUUUUUUAGCAACACGCUCGCAACGUGAAUAAACACCGAACUGCGCUGGUUAUCAGAACGGAGGACGGAAUCACCUCUUUGUGCGCCUGUCCAAACCUGUUUGAAAUAAUCGUGCAGAAUUCACUGUUUUCCUGCUCUAAAAACUACUGCUACAAAAACUUCAGUGUUGAUCGGCGCAACACUGAUUUUACUCAAAACGAUCAGUUUCAACGAAUUUGGUGCAGUUCACCUCCAGCUAUUUGCGCUGCAUGGAUUCGGGGUGGCAGACUGACGCUGCGUAUAUGGACCUGAAGGCGGGAGUUCAGCAGGGCAGUAAUAUUGGCCCUUUGCUUUUCUCGAUUUACAUAAACGAUGUCUCGCUGUUGCUAUCUGCCGGCUGUCGCUUAUUUUUCGCAGACAACACAAAAAUUUACCAAAUAAGCCCUCUACUGUUCGCUGGUACGAUCAAUUUUGGAGUCGAAUGCUGUCGUAUGAAGCCCAUUCCACGUCAGUUGGAUCGCCCGAAUGGAAGCUAUUAAAAAUUGUUACAUAUGCACUUCGGUUCUCCAGGUGGUUCGACCCGAUGAACCUGGCACCGUACGUGGAACGUUGCCGUCUUACGAGAGAUAUCGACUGGCCUGCUCUACUAACUCAGCUAGAUUUGUACGCUCCUGAGUGGUCACUCCGUCAACGCGAUUUUUGUACCUGAACCCACGAAGCACUGACUAUGCUUUACACGAGCCCAUUCGUUCAAUUAGCCACCAACUAAAUAAGUUUUUAAACCUAUUUGAUUUUUAUGUUUCCUCGGACGUGUUUCGUCAAUGGAUGCUCAAUUUUUUCCGCACCUGUGAUCGUUUCCAGUUAGGUUAAGUUUUAUUCAUUGAUACAUCAUCUGUCAGUAGGAUUUGAAAUAUUAUAAAUAAAUAAAAAAUAAUUUCCGACGGGAAUAUUCCAUGAAUCUAACGGGAUUUCCAAGGAUUUCCAAGGAUUCCUACGAGAAGUCUUCGGGAUUCGAACGGGAAUGUUUCAGAGAAUCCGACGGAAAUGUUUUAGGGAUUCCAAUGAGAAUCUUCUAGAAAUUCCGAAUGGAAUCCUUCAGGAAUUCCGACGAAAAAAACACAAGAAUUCCGAUGGGAAUGUUCCAGGAGCUCCUAAAUGCAUUCUCCAGGGAUUUCAUUGGCAAUGUUCCAGGGCUGUAGAAGCAAAUCGUCGAAGGAUUCCGAAGCAACCUAUCGAGGGAUCCCGAAACAAAUCGUCGAGGGAUUCCGAAUCAAUCUUCCAGGUAUUCCAAAAAAAAUCUUCCAACGAUUUCGAAAGGAAUCCUUCAGGGAUGUUGCAGGGAUCGUUGAAGGAUUCCGAAGCAAAUCUUCCAGGGAUUCCGAAGCACAUCAGUGAAGGAUUUCGAAGCAAAUCGUCGAAUAAUUCCGAAGUAACUCGUCGAGGGAUUCCGAACCAAAUCAUUAAGGGUUUCCGAGGCAAAGCGUCGAGAGACAAUCUUCAAGGAAUUCCGAAGGAAAUUGUCGAAGGAUUCUGAAACAAGUCAAGGAAUUCUGAAUCAAAUCUCCGAAUGAAAUUAAAACAAAUCUUCGAACGAUUCCGAAGCAAAUCAACGAGAGAUUCUGAAACAAAUCCUCCAUAGAUUAUGAAGGGUAUCCCCCACAGAUUCCCAAAGGUAUUCCUCAAUGAUACCAAAAGAAAUCCACUUUGAAUUCUUCCGGAUUCCGGUUGAAACACUUCAACAAACAACUUAGAGAUUCCAAAGAGAAUUAUUCUCAGAUUCUGAUGGGAAUUCCUCUCGAAUUAUGAUGAGAAUCCUUCUUGGAUGAUGAUUGAAAUCUUUCUCUGAAACAAGCUCAUUUGUCCACUCAUUUCAUUAUGAUAGGAUGAAUAUGGGAGAUACUUUUUGUUGCCUUAAAACCUUUUCAGUAAUUCAUUAUGCGAUAUGUUAAAUAUAUGUUUAGGGGCCCUUCGUAGCCGUACGGUAAUGUGCGCGGCUACAAAGCAAGACCAUGCUGAUGGUGGCUGGGUUUGAUUCCCGGUGCCAGUCUAGGCAAUUUUCGGUUUGGAAUGCAGAUAUGGUAACUUGGCUUAGAAACCUCGCAGUUCAUAACUGUGGAAAUGCUUAAUGAACACUAAGCUGCAAGGCGGCAAUGUCUCAGUGGGGGAUGUAAUGCCAAUGAAGAAGAAGAUAUGUUGAAAUUCGAUAUCAUUGCUAACUUUAUAAAUCCUAAGGGGGCUAAUUUUUUUCUAGGAAGUGCUAAGACCCCUUAUUAACGCCAAUGCCCCCGCUACUGUUUCUAUCUCGAAAAUUAGCAUGAUUGAUGAUUCUUCUGAGUGUUCACGUUCACCAUGGUUCAUUCGUCUUUUACACAAAAGUUUUCCAACUGCAGUAUCACCAAUGAAUGACUCUCCAGCUUUCUUCUUCAUCGUCCUGCAACAGCGUGAUCCGCUUGCUCGUUAACAUUUCGUAACAUUGGAUAAAUAUCACUAUCAAACGACAUUUUGGCCUCGAUUUGCCUUUGGGAGGAAUCUCUCGGUCCCUGAUGGAAUCCCGCGUAAACCUCAAGCGGCUGAUUUUGAGUCAACGACGUCUCCCGGAGUGAGCACCUAAGGCUUCUGUCUGCUUGGUCCCAGAGAUGUUUUUUUAGGGAAGAAUCUCGCAUGAUGGAGUCUCAAUGCUAAACAAAUUUGACCUACAGUUUUUUCAAGUCUCUAGGGCGGAUUACUAAUGCGGUUAUCAAGCAUCACGAUAACGUGGCAGGUGGACGAUGUUUGCGAAACGAUGUGGUCUCGAAGACGGAUGGUGCUGAGACGUGUCGAUAUUCCUCCAGGCAUCCACCUGUCGAGGUAUUCUCGAGCUAGGAUACAAAAUUGAGUUUACCGCAUUGCUAUGCAGAAUAACUGGAGCCAGAAUGCUGGAGCCAGAAUGCUGGAGCAAAGAGUUAGUUGGGUUUCUGAUAUUAACGAGGCAAAUUGAUUGUCAGCCCGUAGACUAUGCCGAUGAACAACUAUAUUAGUCGGCCCCCGAAAACUAUAAUCAAGAAAAAAGCGUAGAGAAAGUUACUGCAACCAUAUGUUUGACACGACCACUGAAAGAACAAACACAUCAGUCCGUUCAAUUUUCCGGCGAUUACGUGACAUCAGAUCUUCGAGUAUAAUAGCGAUUUGCGCCGCUUCAGUAGUCCCCAACAAUUAUUCUAUCUUUUCUGUCAAAGCUGCACACUCUCUGAUCUUCUCCGUUUAUCUCACACACGAUUCGGCCCCAAGUGCCACUCAGUUUAUCGUCGAUGUGUGUAAUCAGUCAUAGUGAUUGCCUUUAUCUCACCCACCCAUUCAAUUAAUUUGCGCUUUCUACAAAUAUAGAAUUCCUCAAAGUAGUUUGUGGUUUGUGAACUACAUGACAUUUAAAGACGCGACGCGAGACAAGAAAUAACACUUAUUGUUCUUACAAUCGUCAAAGGAGUUGAAAAUUAUUUUUUCGUCUACCAGUUUCGGGCUCAUCUUCAGCACAAUGUCCGACUGGUUACUCUUAAGUAACUUGUGUUUUAUAUAAGAUAUGCGAGGCAUACCUACCCUUGAACUCUAAUAUGCACAGUACAUAUAUUGAAUACUAUAGAUAGUAGAAUCUAGUAUCUAUAUUGAAUACCAAUUAUGUACCAAUAAUUCAAGCAGAAUGUUCUGGGAUUCUUUUGCAGAUUUUUUUUUAAUUCCUUCAAAACUUUUGUAAGAUUUUCUGCAGGAAUGAAUUUCUCGAAAAGUAUUUCGUUUAACAUUUUCAAAUGAAUUUCUCCAAGAAUUAUUGAAUUACAAGACUACAGAGUCCUCUAGGGUGGGCGCCUAGCAGCCGGUUAGUUUUGCUGCCAUAAUGGUGGCUUCUUUACUGGAGCUGGUGCGAAUGGCAGAAUUAACCCGUAGAGGAAACACCACAGAUUCAGAGUCACCAUGACCAUUAUGGUGUUGCCGCUGGGACCGGUACCAAGUUGGAAAAAAUGCAAUGACCGCAAGAUGGAAUCAGUCUUACACAACGCAUUGCUCGGACGCAAUCUCAUUAUCGAGCGAUUUUCUGUGCCAUGUUUUAAAAAAAUCGCAUUUCAGAAAAGUUAUGCCACUCCUUAAACAGUAUUACGGGGCCCAAUCUCACUAGUGAACCAUAGUGAAGAGAUAUAAGUUCUAUUCAACAGUUAUUUAAUGAUUGUUUAUAAUUUGAUUUUUAUUCCAUUGUUAUGUAUAGAGCUUUUAUGAAUUCAAAUGAUAGAUAUGUUGAAUUAAAAAAACAAAGCUUGAGAUUCUGUAAGUAUCAUCAUAAUAAAUUUUAAAAAGAUUUAUUAAAAAGCCUUUCAACAAAAAAACACGUGAGUAAGAUUGAAUGAGAACCCUAUAUAGUUAGUAAUUGAGUGUUUUGAGGAGAAAAGACAAUGAAGCAGAACUAUAUACACUAUCACGACAAAGUUGAACUCCCAAAUUCUCACCAACACUCAUCACAGUACACCGAAAUCAGAGUCUAUACAAGCGCAGAUCACAUCGUAUAUUAUAUAUUUACUCUAUAUAUUACUAGUUGUAAUAAGAAUGGAAAAGGAACAAACAUAAAACAUGAAGUCGUAUUAUUAAGUGUGUUUCAAGCUAAACUCGUCCAAUUUGAGUGUUGUUAAUUUUUCCAACCAGAAGCACGAAAAAAGUUGCGCAUCAAAUCGACCUACUCAUUUUCCUCACAAGACCUUCUCUAAGAUCACUAUUUACUGACUGUUGUCAUCAUUACUGUCUGGAAGUUGUUACAAAAAAAAAAACUCUUUGAUCAAAAUCUAACGCUAUCCGUUGUAUUUUUCUCCUGCUUGUCAUAUUUCGAGGAAGAAAUAAAAGUUAUCGUACGAUUUUAAACGCAUCACAACAAUUUUUCCUAUCACAAUUAAGUGGAAAACGGUUAACAACGGUGGGAUUAUUUUUUCUAAAGUUAGAGAUUCGUACGCAGUCCCUGAUUUUCGAGACAGUAAUUAAGCCAAGUUGUAUAGAUGUUGUAUUCGAAUCAAUUUCAAAUCUAACAAAAAGUGAAAAAAGUCAAAUUUGUACUGUAAUCAUUUUUGAACAGACAGUAAAAAAAAGAAAACAUUGAAAACACACCCAAAUACAUACGGAAACAAUACAAAGAAUAAAUAGAUAACACGGGAGAGUCCCCUCUAUAACAUUAGUUGUAAUAGUGGUUAAGGCAGCAAACAGAUCCAAAGAUAGGCACACGUAUUUGAUUCCCGAACGGAUAUUGACGUUCGGUGCUGUUAUAAUAGUUUUGACUCAAAUAUGAUGAUUUAGCGAUGACUCAUUGACAAAACUUUUUUCAACAUUACAUUGUCCUAAAUUUAGUAUCUUAGGAGUGAGAGCAAAUGCACUAAUUAUAAAUGUCGAUUGAUAUUUAUUAAUGAAUGUCAAUUAACAUUUUUGUUAAAUAGUAGCUCUCACACUUAGGAUGGUGGAGAUAGUCAUUGUAAUGUCAAAACUAAAGUUGGUAUCGGUUGAUCAAUAUACUCGAGUCAAAAUGAAUAUUAGUUCACAGCAAACGAUAAACUAGGAGGAUUAUGCGAACCGUGCAUAAAUGCGAUCAGAUUGUAUUUAGUUAUUACCGAUAAAUGCACUACAUUAUCAUGAAAAUGCAAGCAUGUUCGAACGACAUAAUAACAUAAACAAACCAAAAUUGACAGUUUCAAGAUUAUUUUAAUAUUGAAUAAUCAUUCCAGUAAUUCCCCCACCAGAUGAUUCCUCACCGUAUGCAUUCGUACUGUUUGAAUACGUUUCAAGUUUCGUCAUGAGCGCACAGCAUGAACACGCAGUAGGCUUUGAUAGAGAACCCCCAUGGCAACAACGAUACAUGUGACAGUUCACUUCGUUAAAAAAACAUGAAUGUGACGGAACAGGUUGCACAACCACUGAGAGCUAGAAUAGAGUAGCCAUCUUUCUCUCACACAAACACAGGGACUGAGUUAAGGUAAUAUGGAUGGUGUAUUGCAAAUUUGGUAGUUGUUAUGUACUGGAGUUAAUCUGAAUAUAAAAGGAAACAAUAAUUGUUCGAUUAUGAUGUUUUUGUCCCCUCAAACGUUGCCAUAAUUCCAAAUGUAAACAAGAUUUCGAAUCGAUUAAAUUUGAACUUUAGUUUGACUGUUGUAGUACUAGUUUCAUUUAUAUAAAAAUCUAAUCAAAGAGUCAACAAUUGAACGAAAAUGAAAGGGACGUAGCAAUUAUACAAUAUUAAAAUAAAUUGAAAAUAUCCUAAAGGACAAUACAUAGUAUUAAAGAGAAUAUAAAGAAACUUUAAACCCGAAAAAAGCAAAAAAAAACACUGGGAAGCGAAAAAAGACAUGUGUAUGAAAUAAUCCGUGAUUCCGUGCAUAGGUGUGUAAAAUUACGAGCAAACGGAAGAUUACCGGCAGCAAAUGAGAUCAAAUUUCAAUUCAAAACAAUAGAAACGAAGAACACCCCGUAGUUUCAAAUUUAGCAGAACAAAAUCCAAUCCAUCAUUCCGAUAGGUUGCAAAUCAAUAGAAAUCACAGUCGGUACGACAUCAGAAGAAGCGCGGCAAACUAUCGAUGAUUUGCCGAUAGCCGACUGCCGAUGCGAGUCUUAAAUAUUAAACGCUAAAACUGGCAGAUCAAAGACAAAACACUAAUAAUACUGCGAAAGAGUUACAGAAGAGUAAGGUCGUUAAUUGUGAUUCAUUAAAAGUAAUAUAACUAUAUACAUAAGAUUGAAAAUAAAGCUAACAGUGAACGAUUCUCAAAAUGGAA